This is a messenger RNA of Aureobasidium vineae, 483 nucleotides long. The record is from the annotation of a GenBank genome assembly. Lineage: Eukaryota; Fungi; Ascomycota; Dothideomycetes; Dothideales; Saccotheciaceae.
AUGCCUUCCGAUCUCUGCCCCGUCUACGCCCCCUUCUUCGGUGCCAUGGGCUGCACCGCCGCCAUUGUCUUCACCUGCUUUGGUGCUGCCUACGGUACCGCCAAGGCUGGUGUUGGUAUCUCGGCCAUGGGUGUCCUCCGCCCUGACCUGAUCGUCAAGAACAUCAUUCCCGUCAUUAUGGCUGGUAUCAUUGCCAUUUACGGUCUGGUCGUUGCUGUCCUGAUCUCCAACGAUCUUACCCAAAGNAUGGCCCUCUACACCGGUUUCAUUCAGCUCGGUGCCGGUCUUUCCGUCGGUCUUGCCGGUCUCGCUGCCGGUUUCGCUAUCGGUAUCGUUGGUGAUGCUGGUGUCCGUGGUACCGCACAACAACCCAGACUCUUCGUCGGAAUGAUUCUUAUCCUCAUUUUCGCUGAAGUCUUGGGUCUUUACGGUUUGAUUGUUGCUCUUCUCAUGAACUCGAGAGCUCUUCCCGCCGAGUGCUAA